GACGCGGCGGUCAGGACGUCGAAGCCCAAGGAAGACAAGAGCCAGCCGGGUGGCCGAGCGGUGUCGCGGCCGCGGUGGGAUCGCCUUGGGCCGUUGCAGACGAAUCUCGGGAGCGAACGGCUCUGACAGUGAAGCAGCCUGGCUCCCGAGGUCCACCCCUCGUGCCCCAAGGUCCAGAUGGCGGCCAACGUGGGUGACCAGCGUGGCACGGAUUGGUCCUCGCAGUACAGCAUGGUGGCUGGGGCAGGCCGCGAGAAUGGCAUGGACACCCCCAUGCACGAGAACCCGGAGUGGGAGAAGGCUCGCCAGGCCCUGGCCAGCAUCAGCAAGGCGGGAGCCGCCGGCAGCUCCAAGGCCAGCAGCAAUGGGCCUGUGACCAGCGCACAAUAUGUGUCCCAGGCGGAGGCCCUGCAGCAGCAGCACUACUACCAGUGGUACCAGCAGUACAGCUACGCCUACCCCUACAGCUACUACUACCCCAUGAGCAUGUACCAGAGCUAUGGCUCCCCCUCGCAGUAUGGGAUGAGCAGCUCCUAUGGCUCAGCCACACCCCAGCAGCCGUCAGCCCCCCAGCACCAAGGGGCUCUGAACCAGCCCCCGGUCCCCGGCCUGGAGGAGAGCAUGGGCUACCAGGCCCCGCCCCAGCAGCUGCCGGCCGCCCAGCCCCCGCAGCCCUCCAACCCCUCGCAUGGGGCGCACGCCUUGAGCAGCGGCCCUCAGCCCGGGACAGCCCCCACCACACAGCACAGCCAGGCGGGGCCCGCCGUGGGCCAGGCCUACGGGCCGCACAACUACACGGAGCCGGCCAAGCCCAAGAAGGGUCAGCAGCUGUGGAACCGCAUGAAGCCAGCCCCUGGGACUGGAGGCCUCAAGUUCAACAUCCAGAAGCGGCCGUUUGCUGUCACCAACCAGAGCUUCGGCUCCAGCGCCGAGGCCCAGCACAGCGGCUUUGGCCCCCAGCCCAGCCCUGAGAAAGCUCAGAACCACAGUGGGCCUGCCGCCCGGGGCGGCCUGUCUGGGAAGCCCGACGACUGGCCCCAGGACAUGAAGGAGUAUGUGGAGCGCUGCUUCACCGCCUGCGAGUCGGAGGAGGACAAGGACCGCACGGAGAAGCUGCUCAAGGAAGUGCUGCAGGCCCGGCUGCAGGACGGCUCGGCCUACACCAUCGACUGGAGCCGCGAGCCGCUGCCGGGGCUGACCCGGGAGCCUGUGGCCGAGAGCCCCAAGAAGAAGCGGUGGGAAGCCCCUAGCAGCCUUCACCCUCCCCGCGGGGCAGGCUCGGCUGCAAGGGGCGGGGGUGCCCAGGCCCAGCGAGGGACCCCGGGGGCUGGGGGCGCCGGCCGGGCCCGGGGCAGCAGCUUCGCCAAGUUCGGCAACCGCAACGUGUUCAUGAAGGACAACAGCUCCUCCUCCAGCACCGACUCCCGCUCCCGCUCCUCCUCCCGCUCCCCGGCCCGCCACUUCCGCAGAAGCGACUCCCACUCAGACUCUGACAGCUCCUACUCGGGGAACGAGUGCCACCCUGUGGGCCGCAGGAACCCACCCGCCAAGGGCCGGGGCGGGCGGGGCGCCCACAUGGACCGGGGCCGAGGCCGGGCGCAGCGCGGGAAGAGGCAUGACCUCGCGCCCACCAAGCGCAGCCGCAAGAAGAUGGCCGCGCUGGAGUGUGAGGACCCGGAGCGGGAACUGAAGAAGCAGAGGCGCGCGGCGCGCUUCCAGCACGGGCACUCGCGCCGCCUGCGCCUGGAGCCCCUGGUGCUGCAGAUGGGCAGCCUGGAGAGCAGUGGGGCCGACCCCGACUGGCAGGAGCUGCAGAUCGUGGGCACUUGCCCCGACAUCACCAAGCACUACCUGCGACUCACCUGUGCCCCGGACCCUUCCACCGUGCGCCCCGUGGCGGUCCUGAAGAAGUCGCUGUGCAUGGUCAAGGCGCACUGGAAGGAGAAGCAGGACUACGCGUUUGCCUGCGAGCAGAUGAAGUCCAUCCGGCAGGACCUGACGGUGCAAGGCGUCCGCACCGAGUUCACGGUGGAGGUGUACGAGACCCACGCCCGCAUCGCCUUGGAGAAGGGUGACCAUGAAGAGUUUAACCAGUGCCAGACACAGCUCAAGUCGCUGUACGCAGAGAACUUGCCGGGCAACGUGGGCGAGUUCACGGCCUACCGGAUCCUCUACUACAUCUUCACCAAGAACUCAGGAGACAUCACCACGGAGCUGGCGUACCUCACGCGGGAGCUGAAGGCAGACCCUUGCGUGGCUCACGCCUUGGCGCUGCGGGCGGCCUGGGCCCUGGGCAACUAUCACCGCUUCUUCCGGCUCUAUGGCCGCGCGCCCUGUAUGUCUGGCUACCUUGUGGACAAGUUUGCAGACCGGGAGCGCAAAGCUGCCCUCAAGGCAAUGAUCAAAACGUAUGUGGCACUGCGCCCUCCUGCCCUCUGCCCUCGUGGCCCCGCGGCCUCUGGUCCCCCGAACCUGUCGUUGACGACUCCUGGCCCGCUGGCCUCCCCGCUGCUCUGUCAGCUCUCCCUCCUCACUGCUUCCUUCCACGUGGGCCUCUGGACGCCCGCCUCCUGCGUCCUGGGCCCCCUCCCCCACUCGUCUGCCCCUCCCUUCCUCCUGCUCCGGGCAGCCUGCACCUGCUGUGUCGUCUUCCCUGUGAGAUCUGCCCGGUCUCAUGCAGCCUCUGGCUAACCCCCACUCUAGAGAGAAACCAGACCAGGCGACCCCUGCUCCCGGCUGCUUCUGGUCCCAUGGGGCCAGGCCCCGUUCCCUCUCCCUGUGAGAGUGCCAGAAAAGCGUAGGGACACGGAUGGGACUCGGGCCAGCCACACCUCGGGCAGCGCGCAUGGCCAGUGAUGGGCCGGGCCCCGCCCACUGAGCCCAUCCUUUGGUUCACUGGGCUUUGGUGUCUGUGGGGUGGGGCCUCGGGGGCUGGUGGAAAGGCGUGACUCCUGUUGAGACCCAGGGUUGUCAGCCCUGGGAUUCAGAUGCCCCCGGGGACGCCGGGCAGUGUCAGGACACACUUCUGUUGUCACAGCUGGGGUGGUGACACCGUGUCCAUGCAGAGUCCGCUGGCCUGCCUGUUGGUUUGCUGAGGUUAGCAGCCCUGGCCAGAGGCUGGUGGCUGCUCCGGGGGUCCCUGAAUGCCAGCUGGCUGGCCUGGCCUUUCCAGGGAGGGAUUAGGGAGCCACAGCGUGGCCUAGAGCCGCUGUCCAGGAUCUCACCUGGGAGAUGUGGAGCCAGCGUUGGGCACCAGCGCACGGCCUUCCGCGUGCCUCCUUUGUGUGCGGCUGCCUUGGCGGGCCACACAACCACGGGUGUCCCCUGUGGUGGAGUCCUGGUCCGUCCUGGACCAUGCUCUCCCAGCGCCCUUCCCCUUGGGGCGUGCCUGUGACCACUCCUGUGGGGGCCCAGAGGCUGGCGUGGGGCAGGGUGGGAGUGGGCCCUCCUGUCCCAGGGCCACGGCGAAGCCUGGGCUUUGCCGGCGGGUGCACGGCCACCCCCGAGUCCUGGGCCGGGUGGCCAGGUGCCAUCGUAGGCCAGGAACCCGAGUUAGCGGCAGCUCAGGGAACUGCUGCUGGCCGGCCCCUGGUGAGCGAGCAUCCAGACCCGCCGUCCCCUGCCCGCCCCCUUUCCUCCUGGCCCCCCUGUGCAGGUAAGUGAGGGCGAGGGGGGGCACAGCUGGGGACGGGCCGCCAGCCCCACCCCGGGCCCCCCCGAGCCCCGAGGUGGGGAGGUGGGGUGGCUGGGGCAGCAGAGCACAGUGUGCCGAGUCCCGGGGGGCCGAAUGGGGGGCGCCCAUCCCUGCCGGUGGGGCCCUCCCCCACUCCUGCCCGCCUCAUCACGUUCUCCUCUUGUCUCCGUAGCUUCCGCCCUGCGCUGCCCGUCUCCUACCUGCAGGCCGAGCUGGCCUUCGAGGGCGAGGCCGCCUGCCAGGCCUUCCUAGAGCCCCUGGGCCU
Molecule: messenger RNA, 3959 nt
Organism: Lepus europaeus (European hare)
Lineage: Eukaryota; Metazoa; Chordata; Mammalia; Lagomorpha; Leporidae
Gene: LENG8
Product: leukocyte receptor cluster member 8
Exons: 15
Coding region: 178-2691 (837 amino acids)
Cellular component (GO): nucleus
Source: RefSeq, a predicted model, not a curated record